This is a messenger RNA of Phalaenopsis equestris, 1069 nucleotides long. RefSeq lists its product as uncharacterized. The record is from RefSeq and is a predicted model, not a curated record. The transcript has a single exon. NCBI's taxonomy places the organism in Eukaryota, Viridiplantae, Streptophyta, Magnoliopsida, Asparagales, Orchidaceae. The coding region runs from base 378 to 821 and encodes 147 amino acids.
CCCGUCUCUCCAUCGCAUAAACACCGGCCUGAAAUUCUCCUCCAUCAGAAUACACAGCAAGAGAGACAGAGAGAGAGAGAUUCCGGCCGAUCUAAUCGAUACGAUAUUACUUGAAUCAAUAUCAGCGAUCUAUCUGUGCGAGAUUUGAUCCUGAAAUGUCUCUGGCCGGAAAUGCGAUUUUCUAUGUGAUCAGAAAGGAAGACAACGCUGCGGAAGCUCUGGAUACAUCCGUUAUAUGGGAGAAGGAGCGGUAGUCCAAUAGCCUUCAAUCAAAAUUAUCUAAUUAUAUUCAAUCGACCGUUUUCGAGAUCCAAAUCGUUUUUCUAUCAUUCCAUUUUUAUUGUUUUCGUCUUUUUGAUUCCCCCCCGAUCCGAGAGAUGUCGAUUUCAGAACAGAGGAAUGUGGAGGUGGAGUUCGCCAAGUGCGAGUGCUGUGGCCUGACAGAGGAAUGCACCCCGGCGUACAUAAUGGGCGUGCGGGAGCGUCACCACGGCUUAUGGAUCUGCGGUCUCUGCUCCGAGGCUGUUGUUGAUGAGAUCAGCCGGGCGGGACGCCGGAUCUCGACGGAGGAAGCGCUCGCCCGUCAUAUGAAUUUCUCUCGCGCCUUCCGCUUCCGAUCCAUGGCUCAAGACCCGCUGGAAUCAGCAGAGCAUUUAAUUGCUGCGAUGCGACAGCUGCUGCGCCGUGGCCUUGAAUCUCCGCGGUCUAUGAAGUCGGCGCCCCCGAGCUUGCGCCGGCGGAUGAAGGAAGACGGAGUUGAUAGUGUUCCGCGGCCAUCGUUCACGCGGUCGGGAAGCUGUUUCCCUACCUUCGCUGGCUGAGAGAAACCGAAGGUUCUUGAUCAGCCAGCCGCACAAGUACUGUAAUUUUCUACGCGGAUGAAAUGUAAGGAAUAAACCGCUUGUUUCUGCAUUAGCAGUUAUAUAAAUUGGUGUAUGGUUUUUAUAAGUUGAAGAAUUUCGAACUUUUUCGUAAUUUAUUGGUAGGUUUUGUCCUCAUUCCCGUUACAGAGAAUCUGUAUAAAAUCCUCCAAUUCAGUUAACUGAUCUUGUUAUCUUUGUAGUUUUAA